AUGAGGCGGUCUGGUGCUGCACAUUCAACUGCCGGGAAACAUCACAAACGAGAGAUUCAGCUGGGUUCCAGAAAGACGCGUCGACCGCUUGAACUGCUAUUCUGGCGACUACUUACAGCAAUUGAGUCGAACUCACCGGUUGCAUUGGAACUUUGGACGGUGAACUUGGAACCUCUUUUGGCUUCGAAGGCUUAUGAGUAUAUAUUUUCUCCUAAAUGUCACUAUGCUCUUGGUCCGGAUGACCACCUACCGCGUUGUACGGGGAUGGGGUCAUCUGUGAAUGAGGAGCCCGUUUGA
This is a messenger RNA of Opisthorchis viverrini, 297 nucleotides long. RefSeq lists its product as hypothetical. The transcript has 3 exons. The record is from RefSeq and is a predicted model, not a curated record. The coding region runs from base 1 to 297 and encodes 98 amino acids. Lineage: Eukaryota; Metazoa; Platyhelminthes; Trematoda; Opisthorchiida; Opisthorchiidae.